This is a messenger RNA of Oncorhynchus keta (chum salmon), 2126 nucleotides long. RefSeq lists its product as uncharacterized. The transcript has 4 exons. The record is from RefSeq and is a predicted model, not a curated record. Lineage: Eukaryota; Metazoa; Chordata; Actinopteri; Salmoniformes; Salmonidae. Bases 109 to 1017 code for a protein of 302 amino acids.
GGCAAACAUUUCUAACUGCGUCAAGAGUAUAAGAGCUCAGCUCAGACAGGACAUUUGCUGAGAAACCAGAGUUGGGCUACAAGACAUUGUAGGCUACCAAGAGUUGAAAUGGGUCUUCCAGCUUUGGGUUUGAUACCGUUUUUGGGGCCCCUUGCAUUUCCAGUAGCAUUGGGAACAGUCGCAGUAGGGGGCUUUAUAUUGAUUAAGGCGAUUCAUAAGAAACCUUCAUAUCAUCCAGGAAGUCCCAUAAUAACACGUUCCGUGAAGGUAAAGUCAAAUAAAGCUUCUGGAAAUGAACCCACUGGAAAUGCUGCCAGCAAGAAGACAGAAGGACAGCAGAGCUGCGAUGAAACUACCAUCAUAAUUGCUUACGGCCUUGGAGAGGUUGACACUUAUAAAAAUGUUAAAAAAGGUAGACCAUCUCAGUUUGGUCCGGGUAACUUUCGCAUGGCAGAGGCAGACCAUAUUCCACCAUUGGCUUCUCUGAGGAUAGCCCGAAACCAUGAACGACUGGAUCGUCUCCGACAUGUGAAUCCAAGGCUUCAUGAGAUGAUCAUGAGCCUUGAUUAUGACCCAACUGGACAGAACCUGUUAACCAUGAGGGUCCUUUACCAGGAUCACAGAGAUGCGCUGACUACUGGAAACAGCAGGGAAUCUCAAGUAUCCAGUCGUCUGCUGGCAGAGACAAUCGUAGACGGAGAUGCUGCACUUAUGCUGAGGAAGGCUUUUAUCAUGGGUCAUCCUAUAUCUUCCCGGCAGCUCAGAGAAGACGCAGGAUUGGCCGCGUCAUAUACCGAUGGUAACAUUGACAUGUCUGAUGAAGGAACAAGGCACUACUACAGAUAUGGCUACAUUGAGCUGGUCGAAGCAUACCACAGGAAGGGGAUAAUCAACGAGAAUCAAGCAAAAAAGCUCAUUUCAUGGGUGGAAAGAGAGAUGCACCUGGACCGGGAUACCCAAGAGUAUAAGGAGAUCCUUGAUUACAUUAAACGUCAUUUUUGUGUUUUCCGGUGGUAGAAAUGGCAAACAAACUCAGACAACACAGAGUAAAUACAGAUUGUGUAAUCUAACAUGCUGACCAGACCGGACACGCCGCGAGCGAACGUCACAAAAUACAUUUUAAAUACAUUUAUGUACGAUAGCGCACGUGCAUAGAUGUUUGGGUCCGUGUAACGGGAGUUCCCAAGUUAAAAACGUUUCUAUGAUAUGCAAAUGAUGGAAUUCAGUAUAGUUGGAUUCUAGUUUGAAAUAUACUAAUUCACGUUGCCAUUCUAGAACUUGUUGAUUAAUUUGCAUGUAUAAGGAAUGCAUAUGCUGGGGUCAAGGAAGGGUAGAUAGGGACUUAUGGAAAGUUACAGUGUAGAAAGUUCAUAUUCUGCUCCAUGUUUCUAAGGAGGGAGUCGAAGGGCAAUAGUUAGUCUCUGAUAAGGCAGGCCAGCUGAGGAACUAGGGAGGGGCGAGGAAUGCAUCUCGAGGUCAAGUCAACAAAUGAAGUGAUAAGAAACCUCUGGGAGGCAGGCCAGAGAGACCCACCACAACGACUCUCCUACUUAUGAGGAUUCUGUGUUAUGCACUAUAGCCUGUUACCAUAUAUGUGAUUGAAUAUUAUCUGCUGUUGGCUUGUGUGGAUGUAUGUGUUAUGUAACAUAGCUGACUUGAAACAUUGUUAACAGUUUCAGGGCCAUGGGCCUUUCUCAUGAUGGAAAAAUACAGAAUAAAAACGGACACAUACAGAACGUAGUGUAGCAAACCACAGACUGUUUUUGUUAGAACUCAAACUUAACAAUAACAGAAACCAGAUAUGUGAUAACGGUAUCUAGGGAAUGAGCGCAUAGAUACUCGACACAGCAAGUUACAUCUAUCAACUGGAGCGCCCGGGGGCUGGUAACAGCUCGUAAGACAACAAUCAACGAUAGGCUGGGUGAGUUUAAACCACGCCCAGUCUCUACUCUGACAGGACGGCUCCGAAGCCGGAACUACUACUGUCAUCAGGGUAUAUUAUAAUAUCUUUGUCAGGAACAAGUCAGUUCUCUGUUUUGCCCUGCGAGGUGGGACAGAGAGCCCGUAUAUACGAAAAUUGCAUUUACCAUUUAUUGCUUAGCUAAUAAAAAAUACAUAGUAUACAA